GUUGGAAGUAAUUCAGGCAUUGAUAAAUAUCUAAGUUGAUAUAAUUAUUAUCAUAACUCUAUUCUCAUGCCAUACUCCAAGGAUUAUAUUCAAGACAAACUAACCAAAGAACUUGAUCUAGAACAUAUUGAAGUUGUAGAUCAGUCUGAUGGUUGUGGUAAUAAAUUUGCAGUUUUGAUUGUAUCGAAAGAAUUCGAAGGCAAAACUCUAUUGCAACGGCACAGGUUAGUUAAUUCAAUCUUAAAAGAAGAAUUAAAAGAAAUCCAUGCAUUUUCGCAAUCAACAUUGACACCAGAACAAUGGAAAGUUGAAUCUGAACAUAAAAAUAAAGCAACUCAGUGAAUAACUGAUGUAAAAAAAAAAUAA
This is a messenger RNA of Chelonus insularis, 366 nucleotides long. RefSeq names its product bolA-like protein 2. Gene Ontology annotation, biological process: intracellular iron ion homeostasis. Gene Ontology annotation, cellular component: nucleus; cytosol. NCBI's taxonomy places the organism in Eukaryota, Metazoa, Arthropoda, Insecta, Hymenoptera, Braconidae. Gene Ontology annotation, molecular function: 2 iron, 2 sulfur cluster binding. The coding region runs from base 67 to 342 and encodes 91 amino acids. The record is from RefSeq and is a predicted model, not a curated record. The transcript has 3 exons.